GAGGCUCUGUUUCCGGUCCGGAGGAUUCGCAAAGCAGAAGUCACUCGAAAGGGAUUAGCUAGCUUGCUAGCAGCUGAAAUAUUUUUAGAUGUGGGAAUUAAAUUAGCUACUUGGAGCAUUGCCGGCAUAUUGAGCAUACACAGUUGAAGCCCAGCUGUUACCAUGGCAAUCCUGUUUGCUGUGGUGGCUCGUGGAACUACUAUCCUGGCCAAGCACGCCUGGUGCGGGGGGAACUUCCUGGAAGUCACGGAGCAGAUUCUGGCCAAGAUCCCCUCAGAGAACAACAAGCUGACCUACAGCCAUGGCAGCUAUCUCUUUCAUUACAUCUGCCACGACAGAAUCAUAUACCUGUGCAUCACUGAUGAUGACUUUGAGAGGUCUCGUGCAUUCACCUUCCUCGGUGAAAUCAAAAAGCGCUUCCAGACAACAUACGGGUCCCGAGCACAAACAGCCUUACCCUACGCCAUGAACAGUGAGUUCUCCUCCACACUGGCGGCACAGAUGAAACACCACUCAGACCCUCGGGGUUCAGAUCGUGCUGCUGAGGCUCAGAUGCAAGUGGAUGACUUGAAGGGUAUUAUGGUCCGCAACAUAGACUUGGUAGCUCAGAGAGGUGAAAAGCUGGAGUUGCUGAUUGACAAGACAGAAAAUCUGGUUGACUCAUCGGUCACGUUUAAGACCACGAGUCGGAACCUCGCACGGGCCAUGUGUAUGAAGAAUUUGAAGCUGAUGGUUGUCAUUGUACUGGUGUGCCUGGUGGUUAUUUACAUCAUUGUGUCUGCUGCCUGUGGAGGCCUCAGUUGGCCUUCAUGUGUCAAAAAAUGAGAAUGGAGUGAGUGUAAAAGAGGAGAUAAUGGAACAGGGGCAAGAAGGAGAAGUGCCUGUUCAGCUUUGCUUGCCAAUGGACAAAAGAAAAUGCAACGUUCAUCUUCAAAACUGCUGGGAGACACAUGCUUCCUCUUCUCCUCCUCCAGCCUCCUUCCUUGCCCCCGAGUCUGCACAUUUAUUUGCCUUCAGGACCGGGAGUCCCACCUCGUACCCACACUAAUGGACAGCUGCCUCCUGGACUAAGAUGUGGAACAAUAAAUCCUGUUUUGUGUUUGUGUGGUGCAUUCAUCCCUGUGGUACUUUCAGGCACUUGUUGGCCUGAUUGUAUCAUUUUGUGAUACUGUCCUGCACAUGUCCAUAUAAUUAAUCCGUUCAAAGAGAUGAGCCACAGACACAAAAAAAGUAGAUUUUGUUUGAUUUUGUUUGAUUUGCUUUGUUAUGCUUUACUUUUGAUGUCAGCAACAACAUGGGACCUGAAAGUGUUGGUAGCAUCCAUGUUGUGCUGCGGGGCGUAAUGUAGUGCCAGGUCCUAAGUUACGUAAUUGAAAGCUAAUUUUCUUUUUGACUAAACUGAUGCAGUGUACAUAUUUUCUGAGUUAUUUUCUGAGUUUUCAGAGCACAGUAGUGACUUCAAAAAUAGAUGUUGUAAAAUGCCAGAUAUGAUGAUACAAUACAUAUUGUACAUUUGCUUGAUUUUAUUGAUAUUUAAUGGUUCUUUUAAAAGCAGGUCUAAUUUAUGUGAGGAUUUUAAUUCUUCCUGCCUGUGGACCUGAAUGGAGGCUUCAUUUUUACCCUUUAUUUUUUUUAGGAUGUUCAGUUUGACAGUUUUCUCUUUCUGUUACCACAAAGCACUUUUAUUUUUUAAUUGUACAUAGAUUUCCUUCCUGGUAUCAUAUCGCUUAUGAUCAUUGUAAUAAUUUAACUACUGUACAUCAUAUUUAAAUGAAUAAAAUCUGAUUGCAUCAUGAUGAUGAGCUUCAAACCAACAACACAAAAAUGGGUGUUUUGGGAAGUUAUUUUGAAAUUUAUGUAACACGAGAUUGUAUGUUAGUUUCAUACUACUUUGGAUCAAAGGCACAAAUAAAUGUUAAAAACUGUCAUAGAAAAUCUAAUAUAAUAAACUAUCUUCAUAUACCUAAAUAAAGAGAAGGCUCCAACUUUGCACUAUUAUCCAUCAUAA
Molecule: messenger RNA, 2008 nt
Organism: Cololabis saira (Pacific saury)
Lineage: Eukaryota; Metazoa; Chordata; Actinopteri; Beloniformes; Belonidae
Gene: vamp7
Product: synaptobrevin-like 1
Exons: 8
Coding region: 163-825 (220 amino acids)
Biological process (GO): exocytosis; vesicle fusion
Cellular component (GO): membrane; SNARE complex
Molecular function (GO): SNAP receptor activity; SNARE binding
Source: RefSeq, a predicted model, not a curated record